Molecule: messenger RNA, 2160 nt
Organism: Macadamia integrifolia
Lineage: Eukaryota; Viridiplantae; Streptophyta; Magnoliopsida; Proteales; Proteaceae
Product: pentatricopeptide repeat-containing protein At2g36730-like
Exons: 1
Coding region: 244-1845 (533 amino acids)
Biological process (GO): RNA modification
Molecular function (GO): protein binding; RNA binding
Source: RefSeq, a predicted model, not a curated record
CGGCUCCUUUCUUGAGUCCUCAUCGCCCAGAUGUUGUCCAUAGUUAUCUGAAACGAGUGUCAUGUGUCCAGGUAAGGAUCCAAUGGUGUUCGACGCCUUACUUUUUGUGCCUCUGUCAAUGUCUCGUUCGUCAUGCCUUUUUUUCAAAGCGUUGGUGAAGUUCGUCAUGCCUUUUUUUCAAAGUAUUGGAUCAUCGCCUGAACACAUGAUGUUAGCUAUGAGCCGACUUAGGCUAAGCCAUGGAUGAUCAGGAGAAGAGCACCUGAGGAAGCUAUUCAACUUAAACCAAACAAAUACGGGAGGAUCAGACUAAACAACGUACUAGUUUUUGUUUUUGUUCUUUCAUGGCUCUUCUCAACGGCCCAAUCCAGCAAUCUCCAAUCCUACAUGUUCCUGCGAAAAUCCCUCUUUCUCUGCAACUUGAAGCACUCUCUCCGCUGCUUCCAUUCCCACAUUCCACCUCCGCUUCCUCUUUCACUACCCAAACCAGCAAAACCACCGCAGCUCUCCUUCCUUGCAGACAAAUGCACAUCCAUGGACCAACUCAAACAAAUCCAUGCUCAGAUGAUCGUCUCUACUCGCAUCCACGAUAACUACGCCGCUAGUCGAAUCAUCUCCUUUUGUGCUCUCUCCCCUUCGGGCGAUCUUAAUUACGCUUUGAAGCUCUUCCACAACACCAGUGACCCCAAUUCUUUCAUGUGGAACACCCUCAUCAGGGCCUUAGCUGAUAGCCCUAAUCCGUCCCAAGCUAUUUUUCUUUAUACCAGGAUGAGAAAACUGGAAGUUGUACCUGGUAAGCACACCUUCCCGUUUGUUCUCAAGGCUUGUACUAACUGUAAGUCACUGAUGUCAGGUAAACAAAUCCAUGUCCAUGUUAUUAGAUUUGGACUGGAUGUGGAUGUUUAUGUGGUUAACGGAUUAAUGAGGUGCUACUCUGUAUCAUCUAAUAUCAAUGACGCCCGGCAAUUGUUUGAAGAAGUUGCUGAGAAAAAUUUGAUAGUUUGGACUACGAUGGUAAGUGGGUAUGCGCAAAAUUUUUGCUCAAAUGAGGCGUUGAUGCUGUUUGAUCAAAUGAUCUCAGAAGGGACUGAACCCAAUGGUGCGACUCUGGCUUCUGUAUUGUCUGCCUGUGCCAGAUCGGGAUGUCUGGACUUGGGAGAACGGAUUCAUUUCUUUAUAAAAGCCAAAGGCAUGGAAAUGGGAGUGAUCCUUGGCACAGCAUUGGUAUACAUGUAUGCCAAAAAUGGAUCAAUUCUGAUGGCUCGGAGAUUGUUCGAUGAAAUGUCUGAGAAAAAUACGGCUACUUGGAAUGCCAUGAUAUGUGGGUUAGCUGUUCAUGGGCAUGCUCAGGAGGCUUUGGAGCUCUUCCUGGAGUUGAAGAAAGAGAGGGUGGUUCCAAAUGAUAUCACCUUUGUGGGAGUUUUAUCUGCUUGUUGCCAUGCUGGCCUGAUUGAUGUGGGUCGCGAUAUUUUUCAUUCCAUGAAGAGAGACUAUGGGAUUGAACCCAAAAUCGAGCAUUAUGGUUGCAUGGUUGAUCUUCUUGGACGAGGUGGGAGAUUGGUUGAAGCUGAGGAGUUGAUAAAAGGGAUGCUGUGGAAACCUGAUGUGGUAAUUUUGGGUGCUUUGUUAGGAGCCUGCAAGAACCAUGGGAACAUUGACAUUGCUGAGAAGGUGGUGAAGGAGAUUCUUGAACUGGAACCUAACAAUCAUGGGGUUUUUGUCAUUUUAUCUAAUAUGUAUGCAGAGGCAGGCAGGUGGGAAGAUGUUGUUAAGCUAAGAAAGGUGAUGAAAGAUGGAGGUUUGAAAAAGAUACCAGGUUGGAGCCUUGUGGAUGGUGAUAACUAAAUUUGUCUUUCUGCCGGCAGAGAUGAGCAAGAGAAGGGCACCACAAUCUUAAUUUUUUUCAAAGCAGCAGAAUAAUCAAUAAUCGACAGUAUUGUUUUGAAUUUCCAUAGCUAUACCAUAUCUUUUGUGUAUUAAAGUUUUGCCAACUGAUUGUUAGAGGAAUGGGUUCAUGGGAAGUGCUGAGGCAUCCCAAAUGAGAAGAUGGGAAGAAUAGAAGGAAAUAAAAAGAGUGGUUGUCCCUUAUUCUCAGAACCCCGUGGAUCUAAAUCGCAUGUUAUUUACAUACUGUAUAGAGGACAUUAAUCUCUCUCUCUC